Messenger RNA from Astyanax mexicanus (Mexican tetra), 7049 nucleotides. It is a transcript of the gene ncoa3, whose product is annotated as nuclear receptor coactivator 3. Gene Ontology annotation, molecular function: nuclear receptor binding; protein dimerization activity. The record is from RefSeq and is a predicted model, not a curated record. Bases 328 to 4896 code for a protein of 1522 amino acids. Lineage: Eukaryota; Metazoa; Chordata; Actinopteri; Characiformes; Acestrorhamphidae. The transcript has 25 exons. Gene Ontology annotation, cellular component: nucleus. Gene Ontology annotation, biological process: cellular response to hormone stimulus; positive regulation of transcription by RNA polymerase II.
AAACAAACACAGCUAGUGCUGAAGAUGGCGGAGCUUUCCGAAGUGGCUUAAAGGAGCUGGCGUGCGGCUGCGGACGCGUUUUCUAGACCGCUGAAGAAUGCUCGUAAACCGGGUUCACCUGAAUGAGUCCCCAGGAGUGUAGGGUUCUGGCCUGGUUCUGUGUACUGCUGUAAAAAAGGUGCAGACGUGGCCUUGCUGAACAUAUAGAUGCACUCCUUGACUGGGUUUUCCAGCAGAGCUUCCACAGGGUCACACAAAGAAUGUGAAGUGGAGAGGAGUGGAUGUCAUUAUUCUACACUGCUACAGAGGUGCUGAUAUGUGUUGAAGAUGAGUGGAGUGGGAGAGAACUCUCUGGAGCCGCUGUGCGCCGACCGAAAACGCAAACUCUCCACCUGUGACACGCCUGGACUAGGGUGUGAUAAGCGGCGGAGAGAACAGGAGUGUAAGUACAUCGAGGAACUCGCCGAGCUGAUCUCCGCCAACCUCAGCGACAUCGACAGCUUCAACGUCAAACCAGACAAAUGCGCCAUCCUUAAAGAGACAGUGCGCCAGAUACGGCAGAUCAAAGAGCAGGGAAAAAGCUCAUGUGGCGAUGAUGAUGUCCAGAAGGCGGACGUGUCCUCCACAGGUCAGGGGGUCAUCGAUAAGGAUCAUCUGGGCCCUCUGCUGUUGCAGGCUCUGGACGGGUUCCUGUUUGUGGUAAACCGUGAAGGCAGCAUUGUGUUCGUCUCUGAUAAUGUGACUCAGUAUCUGCAGUACAAGCAGGAGGAGCUCAUUAACACCAGCAUCUACAACAUCCUGCACCAGGACGACAGAGAGGAGCUGCAAAAGAACCUGCCCAAAGCAAACGGACCUAAUGGUGUAUCAUGGGCUGGAGACACCUCUCGUCAGAAGAGCCACACCUUCAAUUGCCGCAUGCUGGUGAAAUUCGGGCAUGGAGGCCCGGGCGGAGAGGAUGUUGCAGGCAGGCCGCGAUACGAAAUCAUGCAGUGUUUUGCCCUCACACAGCCUAAAGCCAUGAUGGAGGAGGGGGAAGACCUGCAGUCGUGUAUGAUCUGUGUGGCGCGGAGAGUGACUGCAGUGGAGCGGACGGAGAGAUUUACCACCCGGCAUGAGCUCUCAGGCAAGCUGAUUGAAAUCGAGCAGCAGAGCACGCUACACACCACCAUGCGUCCUGGCUGGGAGGAUCUAGUGCGCAGGUGUAUGCAGAUGUUCCUCAACCGCAAUGAAGGCCAGCCCUGGUCCUACAAACGUCACUACCAGGAGGCUUACCUGCACGGUCGAGCAGAGACUCCAUUGUACCAUUUCUCUCUGUCUGAUGGAACACCAGUAACAGCUCAGACUCGCAGUGAACUCUGCCGGAACCCAAACACCAACGAGCCUCUCAGCUUCCUCUCCACUCACCUCCUGCAGAGGGAGCAGAACAGCUACAGGCCAAACCAGGCAGGUGUAAUGCGAGCCCAGGGGAUCGGAGGUGCCAACCAUAAUUCCCAAAUGAACAUGGCUCCUGGUGGGCAGAUGGGUAUGGGGAAUGCCAGGGGCUACGGCGGCAUGAACGACCCAGGCCAUAUGGGGCCCAGAGGAGGAGGAGGUCCCAUGUACAGCCCUGGCAACAGAAUGAAUCAGAUGAACUCGAUGCACCAGGUGAAUCAAAUGAACCAGAUGAACUCUAUGAACCAGAUGAAUCAGAUGGGCAUGAUGAAUCAGAUGAACGCGAUGAAUCCUAUGAACCAGAUGAAUUCCAUGAACCAGAUGAAUCAAAUGGGCUCUAUGAAUCAGAUGAACUCCAUGAAUCAGAUGAACCAUAUGAAUCAGCAUCAGCACCCAGGAAUGAAUCAGCAUCAGCACCCAGGGAUGAAUCAGCAUCAGCACCCACACCAACAGCAGCACUUCCAGCAGAGCGGGGGGUAUGGCUUGGGCAUGACAAGUCCAUCGCAUAGCAGCCCGGGUAUGAAUCCCUCUCAGCAGAGCAUCAUGGGAUCUCCGCGGAUACGAGGAAGCCCUAAAAUGGGAGCUAGCCCCUUCUCUCCAGGAGGCAUGCAUUCUCCUAUGGGCCCUGUGAGUAUGGGUUCCAACAGUGGCGCCUCCGGUCCAGCAGGUAGCAGUACAUUCUCAAGCAGCUCCCUGAAUGCCCUGCAGGCUAUCAGUGAAGGAGUGGGUUCCUCCCUCCAGUCCGCGCUCACCUCCCCGCCUCACAAAUCUGACGGUUCUCCCGGCAUCAAUUCCACACAGUCCAGUCAGUCAAACCAUUCGCAAGCGCUAAGUAAUAAAGGUGCCGGUGAUUGUAUAAGCCCCUGCGGUGCUGACCAGCAACAGGCUACUCCAUCUGAAACUGGGAUAGACAAGCCAGAUAGCCAGUCCAGUAAAGAUGGUGGGCCUGGGGCUGACAGCACUCUCAGGGGUUCGGACGCGAAAGGCAAUAAGAAACUGCUUCAACUGCUGACGUCCCCACCGGAAGAGCUCUCUUUGGGAGCAGGAAACAGCGGACCUGUUCCCGGCCGUGCGUCCACGCCCAUGGGUGGCAUGGAUUCAAAAGAACCUGGGGGCUGCAUGACCAGCCCGUCUUCCACAGGAGUGUCCUCGUCCUCUUCGGCUUCGUCACAAGGGCAGCAAGGUUCAGGAUGCGUAUCGUCUUCGGGCUGCAUGGGACAUGGGAUGGCGUCCCACUCUGUGCAGAAGCACAAGAUCCUCCACAAGCUUCUUCAGAACAGUAAUACUCCAGACGAUGUUGCCCGCAUAACGGCCGAGGCCACGGGGAAGGUCGGCCUGGGUUCUGAACACCCGGGCGCAGACGGUUCCGGGCCGGAGGUCAAGCAGGAGCAGCAGAGUCCGAAGAAAACUCAUGUCCUGCUUCAGUACCUUCUAAAAAAGGACGAUUCCAAGGACUCCUGCAUGGCCGAGGGCAAACCCGGAUUGGAUGAGCUGGAGGGAUGUGGGAUUGGCACGGGGCCAGGCUCAGGAGUCACAACCUCCAGUGGACAGGAAGCCAAAAUUAAGAUCGAGCCAGCUGACGAGCUGGAAAGCCUGGAGAGCAUUCUAGGAGGUUUAAGGAAACCCGGUCCUGGAAUGUUUACUGAUACUAGACCUGGAAGUGGGUCAGAUGGAGAACACAAGAAAGGGAAUGGACCCAACAACACUGGCCAUGAUCGAGAAGGUGGAGUGAUAGGCCCUGGACCUCGGGUACCUUUUCAGAGAGCAGUGUCUGUGGACAGUAAACCUCUAGGUGCAGCAGGAGUAACAGGCAGGAGGAGUGCCCCUUCUUCCCUCAUCAAACAGGAGAGCCUGGACAGCCACAUUGGCAUGGGAGGUCCCAACAAACAAAUGGGCAUGAACCAGAUGCGACCAAUGAUGGGCUCUGGUGACUGGAGGAUGCAGGGUCCCAGUAACAGCCCUGGUGGCACAAAUGGUCACCCAGGAAUGGGCUGCCCAGGUGUGGAUCCAAACCCCAAGGGUAUGAUGGGAGGCCCAAUGAUCAACAGAUCCAACAGUGUACCCGCUCCCAGAUCCAUGCUUCAGCAGCAGCUAAUGGACAUGGGUCCAAAUGAAAUGGGAAUGAAUGUGAAUGCGUUCAGAGGGCAGCCACAUGCUCCCCAGUCUCCUUCGUGGCCCGAAUGUGGAAUGGGUAUUGAGCGAGGUCAUGGUGGCAACAGCAUGCCAUUUGGCAACCCACUGGAUGAUCUACUGGUACCCCCAGCAACCAGUGAGGGGCAGAGUGAUGAGCGAGCACUGUUAGAUCAACUGGACUCUCUCCUCAACAACACAGAUGUGAUUGCCCUGGAGGAAAUCGACCGGGCACUCGGGAUACCGGACCUUGUUAGUCAGGGCCACAGUUCAGACCAGCCUCCGACCCCCACGGACUCCUUCCCUGGCCCUGGCCCUGCCCCUGACUCUGCAAUGGGUAUGGACCCUAAAGCCAUGUACAGCUCAGGUUAUCCAGGCCCACCAUCCAUGGGUGGCAUGCAGGGAGGCUAUGGGCCUCGACCCAGUCCUGGACCUGGUCCUGGUGGCCCUGGUGCUGGCCCAGGUCCUAUGCAGGGCCAGCCUGGGCCUGGUUUUAACCCCAUGAUGGCACAGAUGGGUGGGAUGGGAGGCAUGCACCCCCGAGCUGCCAUGAUGCGCCCGAGGAUGAUGAACGCAACCAAGCCCCUCAGACUGCAGCUUCAGCAGAGAUUACAGGGACAACAGUUUAUGAACCAAACCAGGCAAGCAAUGGCAGUGAAAAUGGAGAAUGCACCAGGAGCCAACCCCGGAGUGAGGCCUGGCAUGCAGCCCGGCAUGGCGGGACAGCCUGGGUUUCUGAACGCUCAGAUGAUGGCUCAGCGGAGUCGAGAGAUGAUGACUCUGCAGAUGAGGAGGCAGAGGAUGAUGAUGAUUAUGCAGCAGCAGCAACAGCAAGCCGCAGCCGGAGGCUUCAGCCCCCCUCCUAACGUUACCGCCCCCACUGGCAUGGAUAACCCCAUGGGAGGAGCUGCUAUGAACCAGCCGGGCCAGCAGCCGUUUAAUUAUAGUGGAAAUUACGGAAUGGGCCAACAAGGGGACCCUUCGUUCGUGGGUACUGGCAGCAGCCCUCCUAAUAUGAUGCCUGGCCGCAUGGGAGGCCCACAGAAUCCCAUGAUGCAGCAGCACCCUCAGAGCAGCCCCAUGUACCAAUCAGCAGAGAUGAAGGGUUGGGGUCAGGGAGGCAUGCCCAUGAACAGCUCAUACCCUCAGCAGCAGUUCCCCCAGCAGGGUGCGCCAUCGCAAUACGGAGGCAUGAUGAUGAAUGGGGCUGUGCAGGGAGGAGUGAAUGGGCCUGGACAGAUGCCUCCAAUGCAAGGGCAAAUGGGCAUGAACACCAUGGGCAUGGGUCGCAUGCCAGUGGUUCCUGAACAGGUAAUGAAGAAUAAGUACUUGUAGCAGAGAACAGCCUUAUUGAAAAGGUUGAGGAGAACGGAGCCCUGCUCGGGCCGGUCAGUCGGGCAAGUCACAGCCGAGACAUCCAGCACUGCUGAGCUGCUUCUGCUUAUGGACGAGCGACAUUUGGAAUGAUACAGCUGGGACACAGAGAGAGAGAGAGAGAGAGAGAGAGAGAGACUCUUGACUUUGAAAUGGACUUCUUACCAGCUCAGUGUGUGAAAUGCUAUACGAAUGUGUGCGCAAGUGUGUGUGUGGGUUUGGGUGAGUGUGCGUGCAAUAGGGCAUAAGAGUCAUGCCCUCUCUCUCUGUCUGUCUGUCUGUCUGUCUCUCUUUCUCUCUCUCUCUCUCUCUCUCUCUCUCUCUCUCUCUCUCUCUUUCUCUCUCUCUCGCUGUGUGUGUGGCUGUGUGUGUGGCUGUGUGUGUGGCUGUGUGUGUGGCUGUGUGUGUGGCUGUGUGUGUGGCUGUGUGUGUGCGCAGUACUUGACGUAAGCACCAGAGGGCGCUUCUCUCUUGCUGUGGAUCUGAGCGGGGUGGGUUAUGGUACAGCAGCUGAACGGGUGGGGAUGCACUUUAUUGCUAAUAAGGAAAAGGAUGUUUGCAAUAUUUCUUGCUCGUUCUGGCCUUAUCGACUCAAAACUCAAUACUUUUAGGAAUGACCUUUUAAUUUUGUUUUCCUUUACUCUCCCCCCCCCAAAGUGACUCAUUUUAGCAGGAGCUUUCAGGACACGCUGACUUUUUCAGUUUUACAAUAUAUGCAGCAGAUUCAAGCAAUAAACACGCUCACACUACGCCAUACGAGCUAAAUGGUGUGUCGAUCCAAAAAAAAAAAAGAGAGAAAAAAGGUACUGCAGUAUUAAAUUGGAUUUUUUUUUUUUUGAAAUAUAUGUGAAUAUGAAUGGACUUGUACAUGCUGUGCGCUCCAGAUGUAUCACACAUGCUCUUAUUAUAUACUGUACAAUUUUUUUUUUUUUUUUGCACAGAUUAUUUUUGGGCCACGUUGGGUCCAUCAUUCAUAUUAUAUAUAUAUAUAUAUAUUUUAGGUCAAUGUUUGCUUCAGGUUUAAUUCUCUUUCUAUUUUACAGUCAAAGGGAGAACAUUUUUAUGAACGCAGUGGUGAAAAAUACGGGAAGAAGAAAGACAGACAGACAGACAGACAGACAGACAAUAUUUUCCUGUCUUUCUAUAAGCUUUUCUCUCUAAGCUACCCGUCACUAUCGUUAAUCGAUUAAUGAAUGCUUUCAGGUAACACCUCUCGAGUGCAUUUUAUUGCUGGGUUUUCGUAAAAAUCUACCUUUUUAAGGAACGUGCACAAUCCAAAGAUAGGCCUGUGGCAGCGUUUUGCUGGGCUAUUGACUUUUUAACUGUAGUUUGUUGUGCAAACAUACAUACUGUCAUAUAUAUAUAUAUAUCAACUUUAAUAUGACUUUGUAUUAGACCAUUAGGAAUAAGGGUGCUUAAUAAAGGGUGCCAAAAUCAUUUUUGGCUAUCUAAAGACAUUUUUUGAAAAUUCAGGUGCAGAAAAGAAAAGUCCAGCCCAGGAAUUUGAUCAAGUUGUUAGAAAUCCAUAAAGUAAGGUAGAAAAUCAGCUCAGACAAUUCUUGGAUCAGAUUUUUCAGAUCUGUACCUGAAUUUUUCAAAAGUGGUUCUUUUGUGGUAUCACACAAUGAACCCUUUGUAGUACCUUUAUUUUUAAUAGUGUACAUGCUGUACACAAAACCAAGGCCAGUUCAUGCAACAGUGUUUGUGCUUCUUUUCUUUUUUUUUCGGGAGACUUACGUUGAUUUUUUGGUAAUUUUUUUAGGGUGGUUUUUUUUGUGUUUUUUCUUUUGAGAAAUAACAAUCAGAUGAGCUGCCGCAGUCGUUUUUUCUUUUUCCGUACCAUUCUUAAUCUCAUCGGAUCAGGAGGGGACAAGUCAUGUGUUGUUUAUUUUUGAUAGCCUAGAUCACGUUGGAUCAUGAUGAAAUCUAUUUAGAGACGAGAAAUCCAGAAACGGUUGUUCUGUAUUGUUAUGAGUCACGGGGGCGGGGUCUGAUUAACUUAUGUAGAGGAGGGCGCAAAUAAACUGACGUUUUACAGGCUGUAAAUUACAGUACAUUUUAUUCUUUUCCUCGAUGUUGAUAUUGUUGUAAAUAAAAUUUAUAUUUAAACAUGA